GACCGCGACGCGAAGUCCUGGGUGGGCCAGCGCGAGCGCGAGGCCGUGGAGGCGCUCACGGGCCACAAGUCCAGCGAGGCGGUGGAGACGAUGAUGGAGGUGCAUGUCGUGGGGCUCAGCCACCACAAGGCCACCGUGAGCGUGCGCGAGAAGCUCUCAGUCGCGGAGCCGAACUGGAACGAGUACGCGCAGGAGCUGAUGGAGUUCGGGCGGACGCCGCAGGGCUACGUGAUCUCCGAGGUCGCCGUCCUUUCCACCUGCAACCGCUUCGAGCUCUACUUCGCAUCGCCUGAGCUCAAGAAGUUCGCCGCUAUCGAGUGUGUGCACGCCUUCUUGAGGCACAAGUCGGGCCUCCCGAGGGAAGAGCUGGAGCAGUACCUCUUCACCCACUCGGGACCCCGAGACCCCGCCACUCAGCACCUGUUCGAGGUGUCCUCGGGACUGGACUCGUUGGUGCUGGGCGAGGCGCAGAUCCUGGCGCAGGUGAAGGCGUGCCACGAGCACUGCAUCGAGAAGGCGAGCACCGAGGAGGGCGCGGAAGUCGUCGCAGGCUCUGGCGGCAAGAUCGUAUCCAAGAUGUUGAACGCGGGCAUCCGCAUGGGCAAGCUCGUGCGAACCCGCACCAAGAUCGGCAAGGGCUCCGUGUCGGUGUCUAGCGCUGCCGUCGAGCUGUGGAUGUCCAGGUGUAUGCGCGACCUGAGCAAGCAGGCCGCCAGCGCCAAGGUCUGCGUCCUCGGCGCCGGCAAGAUGUCGAGGACCCGCUCCUGGCGCUCGCGCUGUUCAGCAAGCUCCCGGAGGUCCAGUUCACCGUCGUGA
Messenger RNA from Prorocentrum cordatum, 816 nucleotides. Lineage: Eukaryota; Dinophyceae; Prorocentrales; Prorocentraceae. The record is from the annotation of a GenBank genome assembly.